Messenger RNA from Amphiprion ocellaris (clown anemonefish), 5586 nucleotides. RefSeq names its product extracellular calcium-sensing receptor-like. Gene Ontology annotation, biological process: G protein-coupled receptor signaling pathway. The transcript has 8 exons. Gene Ontology annotation, cellular component: membrane. Gene Ontology annotation, molecular function: G protein-coupled receptor activity. The record is from RefSeq and is a predicted model, not a curated record. NCBI's taxonomy places the organism in Eukaryota, Metazoa, Chordata, Actinopteri, Pomacentridae. The coding region runs from base 2593 to 4962 and encodes 789 amino acids.
GGUCCGUGUUAAUAAAGCACUUAAAGCUUUAAGUAUGGCUAAAUGCUUUUUUCAAAAUUAAAUAUAUCACUCCUUAGGUGGUAGUGGCCCCAAGUUCAGUAAAGUUGGAAAGAUAUUCACAGAUUCGGACUUCCAGCAUCAAUAACUCAUUAGAUAUAGGUUGUCAAAACAUAAACGGUGCCUCUUUCCCAUUGUUGCAAGGCAGACAAUGUGCUACAAGCCCAGUUUUAUCAAAAGUAGCUGUCUUUCAAGCUACAGGAAUAACAUUGGUGUCUAUGGAGUGAACAGGGUCCGUCUGCAAUUUGCAAAACCGCUGCAACAGUAAAGAGACAAAUAUUCAAUAACUUCACUCUUAUACAUUGUAGUGUCACUAAAAUCACUGCAGCCUUCAACUGGCUCCUGUUGUCAAAGUGUUUUAACAGAAAUGUAAAUGCUGUAAUUUGAUUCUUUUAAUGAACCAUGUAACUUGAAUGGAUGUGAUGCUGGUGUGACCACAGUGCACACGUCUGAUGUUGCUCACAGUGGUCCAAGGGACGCUCAGGGAGUUUGUGUGUUUGCUCACACUCAGGAAAAAUUAGGUAACAUUCUGUAUGAUUUUCUCGUAUGAAUUGUGCCUCAUUUCUUCAGCGUACCUUUGUGUGUGCUGACAGGCAUAUCCAUAAUUGCCAAACACUCAUACAUCGCAAAUUGGACAAACUGGUAGCUGACAGGUUUCUAUGUGUGACCGGCUGAUUAGCCAUCAUGCAAUACAGCUGUGGGGGAACUAAUGAUUGAUUUGGCCAUUGCAGCAGGGGGUUCAAAUUGAUUGACGGACAGGUCCAGCAUACUCCUGAAUACUCUUGGACAGGUAUGCGCUGUGCAGCACGCGAAACACUGGUAAGCUUUAGAUUUUGUAUUAAUAUUGUUUCUUCUUUUAAGACCAGUGUUCUGUGGCUGCAGUGCAGAGUCUGUUGACGGUGUCCCGCUUAUCGGCGGCGUCAUGCGCGUGUAGGGUCGGACAGCCGAGGUAACCAAAAUGUUUGUUUAUGCUUAUUGUUAUGGUUGUGUUGCUUGAUUGUGGUUAAACAUUUCUUUGUUUCAUUACAGUUUUGCCUUUGUUGCCUUGUCUUUCCGCGUGUUUAUGUCGUUUGUUUUUUGUUUUUUUUAGUUUGUAGUCGUUUUGCCUAGUUCUCUUUCAGUUUGCUUGGUUCGAGUUUUAGUUUCAUUUUCUCCCCGUAUGUGUUGUUUAUCCUCAGGUUGUCGUGGCUGGUUCUCUGGCUCAGUAGUCAGGUUUCUUCCCUCCAUGGCUGCAUAGGGCCUGUGUGACUUCCAGUUUUAGUAACUGCAUUUAUAUUACCAUUAGUGUGUGUUGUGUGCUGAACAUAUUUUUGUACCAGAAUAAAAAAUUGUAUUUGUUUCUCUGUACGCGCCUCUGUAUUCAUUUGUUCACGUACCUGUGUUUAGUAGGGGAAACCCUCUGUUGAGAGGCAGGAUUGUGAACAUUCUUAGGGUGAAAUUCCCUAGGUGGCAUUUUCGGUUCCGUGUUGAAGAAACUAGAAGACCCUCACCAGUCCUAACUUGGUUACAUAUGGAUGUGAGGAAGAUACAUCAGAUUAUCAAUCAAACAAAUAGUGCAAUCACCAGCAGUCUUUAGAAGCUGCUACCAUCUAGUGGACAUUUAAUUUAACCCUGGAAAUCUGUGAUGGUGAACUCCACAUACUCACUGUGGAUUUGGUGAUCUGACGGUGGUUUAAUUGAACGCACAUUCUACACACACAUUUGGAAAUAUAUUUAAUAUGAAUUGGCCCUUCUGUUGCACACAUAUACAUACACAUUUGUGUUUGUUGAAGUUUUAAACUACAGAGCUAUUUGGAAGAAAAUUUGUCUCAUACAACAAUUAAAAGUUGCUGCCAUUGCCUUGGUGAGAUGUUAUUUACUUUAAUUCUUCCUUAAUACAACGCCAGUCUCAAAUGAAGCCUAUUUUAGGCCCUGCCCCUACUUCCUCUGCUGCCCUGGUGGGUGGCGUGAGAGAUUAAACAAUAAUGCUAGUGAAUAAAAGAGGGUGACAAAGCAAGAAAUGUAAUGACUGGGUUCACUCAAGUAAAGUCAUGUGGCCGUUUUUCCACACCAGCUUGCAUUUGCUAAUGUUGUUGUAUUCCUGCUUUUCUUCUACUACAUCGUCCUCCUGUCGGUUACAGGGGCGGUUUGAUUUGAAUGGGAUGCACAAGGCUGGAGAUGUAGUUCUUGGUGGACUGUUUGAAAUCCACUUUUUCUCUGCCUUUCCUGACCAGUCCUUUACCUCAGAGCCACAACAGCCUACCUGCCAUGGGUGAGUCUGUUGAGGAAACAGCAAAGACUAGAAACUGGAAAGUUAGCGCCAAUUCAAAUACUAGAAUGUAUAUUUGAUAAUGACACUUUUGUCAUUUAUGCAAUUUUCAGCAUUUAUGCUCAGUCGUCUUGAUUUUUUUCUGUUGGAUUUGACCUUGAUUGUUGCUGUUCAGCUGGUUCUAUGCUUUACACAAUUUUAAUUUUGCAAUUUCUGACUAUUUGCAUGUGUCAUGUUGUAUUUUUUGCAUUAGUUUUGAUGUUAUAGGGUUUAGGCAGGCCCAGACCAUGGCCUUUGCUAUUGAGGAGAUCAACAGAAACACCAACCUGCUACAUAAUGUGACUCUGGGAUACAGUCUGUAUGAUAACUGUAACAAACUUGGAGUUGGAUUUCGAGGAGCAUUAACAUUAGCCAGUGGUCAAGAAGAGCAAAUUAUUUUAGAUGAGACGUGUGCAGGAAGCCCUCCAGUACUAGGAAUUGUGGGUGAUUCUUCCUCUACACGUUCUAUUGCCAUCUCUGCUGUCUUAGGUUUGUACAGAGUACCUAUGGUGAGCUAUUUUUCCACAUGUUCCUGCCUGAGCAACCGGCAAAAGUUUCCGUCCUUCUUUAGGACAAUCCCAAGUGAUGCUUUUCAGGUUCGUGCUAUGAUUCAGAUUCUAAACCACUUUGGCUGGACUUGGGCAGGUCUGCUGGUCAGUGGUGAUGAUUAUGGACUCCAUGCUGCCCGAUCCUUCCAAUCUGACCUGAGUCUGUCUGGUGAAGGGUGUCUGGCUUAUUUAGAAGUUUUGCCUUGGGGCAAUGACCCAGCUGAACUGAGGAGGAUUGUGGAUGUGAUGAAGAAAUCCACAGCUCAUGUAGUCAUUGUGUUUGCACAUGAAGGUCACAUGAUUAAUCUCAUGAAGGAGGUGGUGAGGCAGAAUGUAACAGGCCUGCAGUGGAUGGCCAGUGAAGCCUGGACAGCAGCUCCUGUGCUCCAGACCCCUCAGCUCAUGCCGUACUUGGGUGGCACAUUGGGCAUCGCCAUCCGUCGAGGAGAGAUCCCAGGACUCAGGAAGUUCCUGUUACAAAUACAUCCCAAUCUGCACAACCACAGCAACAGCUAUGGGAACAACAUGGUUAACCAGUUUUGGGAACACACAUUUCAGUGCAGAUUCCCUCCACCUCCAGCAGGUUGGGUGGAAAGUGGGGGAGCAAUAUGCACUGGAGAAGAAGAUCUGGAGAGUGAGGGGACAGAGUUCUUGGAUCUUUCCAACCUCAGGGCUGAGUACAAUGUGUACAAGGCUGUGUAUGCUCUGGCAUACGCCCUUGAUGACAUGCUGCAGUGCACACCAGGGAGAGGGCCUUUCAGUGGAAACAGCUGUACCACUUUACAAACAAUGGAGCCCUGGCAGCUUGUUUAUUAUUUGGAAAUGGUCAACUUCACCACAUCAUUCGGUGAUCAAGUCUCAUUUGAUGAGAAUGGUGAUGCCCUGCCAAUAUAUGACAUCAUGAACUGGUUGUGGCUCCCUGAUGGACGAACUAAAGUUCAGAAUGUGGGUGAGGUCAAGAGGUCAGCCUCCAAAGGAGAAGAACUCACACUUUUUGAAGACAAAAUCUUCUGGAGCUUUCAGUCCAAAAAGCCACCUCGAUCAGUGUGCAGUGAGAGUUGUCCUCCAGGUACACGAAUGGUGAGAAUGAAGGGGAAACCUGAAUGCUGUUUUGACUGCAUCCCUUGUUCUGAGGGAAAGAUCAGCAACAAUACAAACUCCAUGGAGUGCACCAGUUGUCCAGAGGACUUCUGGUCCAGCCCCCAGCGUGACCACUGUGUUCCUAAGAAGACAGAGUUCCUGUCCUACCAUGAGCCUCUGGGUAUCUGCCUGACAGCCACCUCAUUGCUGGGCACAUUGAUCUGUGCUGCUGUUUUGGGAAUCUUCAUCUAUUAUCGCAAAACACCUAUAGUACGUGCCAACAACUCAGAACUGAGUUUCCAGCUAUUGCUGUCACUUAAACUAUGCUUCCUGUGUUCGCUGCUGUUCAUUGGACGACCCAGACUGUGGACAUGUCAAAUGAGACAUGCAGCGUUUGGGAUCAGCUUUGUGCUUUGUGUGUCGUGCAUCCUGGUGAAAACCAUGGUGGUUCUGGCUGUUUUCAAGGCCUCCAAGCCAGGAGGUGGUGCUAGUCUCAAGUGGUUUGGUGCUGUGCAGCAGAGAGGAACAGUUUUGCUUCUUACCUGCAUUCAGGCAGCCAUCUGUGUUGUGUGGAUUGUCUCGGCAUCGCCACUGCCUCACAAAAACAGUCAGUAUCACAGUGACAAGAUAGUUUAUGAGUGUGUAGUUGGUUCCACUGUGGGUUUUGCUGUGUUAUUGGGUUAUAUUGGAUUACUGGCCAUCCUCAGCUUCCUGUUAGCAUUUCUGGCCAGGAAUCUUCCAGACAACUUCAAUGAGGCCAAACUCAUCACUUUCAGCAUGCUGAUCUUCUGUGCUGUGUGGGUGGCCUUUGUUCCUGCUUAUAUCAGCUCACCAGGAAAACAUGCAGAUGCAGUAGAGGUAUUUGCCAUCCUGGCCUCCAGUUUUGGCCUCCUGGUGGCACUGUUUGGACCCAAAUGUUACAUAAUCCUGCUGAGACCAGAGAGGAACACAAAGAAAGCAAUCAUGGGUCGAGGAGUGGUCAAGUCAUGACCCGUUUUACUGAAGUGAUUAAGUAGUGUGACCCAAUAUGUAAUUUCCAUUCAUUGACUCGGGAAAUGCCCUUUGUAUUGUUGUACGUAUAACAAUUAAGUAACAUUUUAUUGUCAGAAUUGUUUUUUCUCACUGUAAAUAAUACAGGAAGUUAAAGCGAUAAAGAAAUUGUUUUGUCAUACAGAUUCUCUUUUAUUACACAUGUGACUGAUAGGAUUCCCUAAUAUGUAACAGACUUUGAAAGGUUUUCCUGCCGUUCCUAUCUGUCAACAAUUUAAACAUGAAAUUCUAGGAGCUUCAGUAUCAAGCUACUGGACUUCUCUUUUUGGUUCUUGAAAAUGUUUCACCUCUCAUCCAAGUGGCAUCUUCAUUUCUGCCUCACUGUUGGAGAAUUUCAAAUGUUUAUAGCCAAGUCUUCAAGAACCUAAAAGGGAAGUCCAGUUGCAUUCUACGGAAGCUUCUAGGAUUACCAUGACCUGAAUGACUGAGAAUCUACACAAAGGUGAAAUUAGACCACUUUUUAUGUGAGUGUUUCUGUUAUUUAAACGGGUUCCCUGCAAAGAACUGUUUCAAUGUCAAGCUAGCUACUACACAAAUAAACUUUACUUUUUUGUUUUCAACUGA